Menidia menidia (Atlantic silverside) is the source of this 1683-nucleotide messenger RNA. Lineage: Eukaryota; Metazoa; Chordata; Actinopteri; Atheriniformes; Atherinopsidae. The record is from the annotation of a GenBank genome assembly.
UCUGCCGGGGACUCUUCAGACCGGCUGCUGCUGCCCCCCCCCCCCCCCCCCCCCCCCCCCCCCACCCCCCUGCCUGCUGCCUCCCACCCGUCUCCCGUCUCUGAUGAAGCUGCAGCAGCGGCGGCGGCGGCGUGCCUCCGACCCAGCGCGGAUCCGGCCCGUCCCGCGUCUGUUCCGCGUCCCCGUUAUGGCUCCGCGGCCCCGGAGCGACGCAGCGCGCCGCGGCCCCCUCGCGGCCGAGUGAGCGAGGGGAGGAUGCGACUCCCCAGUUCCAUCUUUGUGUCUGUGUCUUUGUUCACGGCCGAGACCACGGCAGCCCUGUACCUCAGCUCCACGUACCGCUCCGCCGGGGACCAGAUCUGGCAGGGGCUCACGCUCCUCUUCACGCUCGUCCCCUCCGUGCUCGUGCAGCUGACCCUCACCUUCAUCCACCGGGACCUGAGCAGAGACAGACCGCUCGUCCUGCUGCUGCACAUCCUGCAGCUCGGACCCGUGGUCAGGUGUCUGGAGGCGUUCUGCAUAUACGGCAGCGUGGGGCGCGUGGAGGAGCCUUAUGUCAGCAUCACCCGCAAGAAGCAGAUGCCCCGCGGGGGUCAGUCGGAGGAGGUGGAGCGGCAGGUGGGGCAGGCGGAGGGGAAGCUGUUCACGCACAGGGCCGCCUUCGCCCGCACCUCCGUCAUCCAGGCCUUCCUGGGAUCGGCCCCCCAGCUCACCCUGCAGCUCUACAUCUGCGUCCUGCAGCGGGGCGUGUCCAUCGGCAGAGGGACGCUGAUGGUCAUCUCCCUCCUGUCCAUCGUGUACGGAGCUCUGCGCUGCAACAUCCUGGCCAUUAAGAUCAAGUACGACGACUAUGAGGUGGACAUCCAGCCCAUGGCCUACCUGUGCAUUUUCCUGUGGAGAGGUUUUGAGAUCGCCACCCGGGUGGUGGUCCUGGUCCUGUUCAGCUCCGUGCUGCAGCUCUGGGUCCUGCCCGUGGUGUUCCUCAACUUCUUCGUCUUCUUCCUCUACCCCUGGAUCCUGUUCUGGCAAAGCCACUGUCCCUUCCCCGAGAACAUCGAGAAGACGCUGACCAGGGUGGGCACCACCAUCGUCCUGUGUCUGCUGACCUUCCUCUACGCCGGCAUCAACAUGUUCUGCUGGUCGGCCGUGCAGGUGAAGCUCAACGACCCCGACCUCAUCAACAAGUCCCAGAACUGGUACCGCAUGGCCGUCUACUACAUGCUGCGCUUCGUGGAGAACGCCUCGCUGCUGCUGCUGUGGUACGUCCACAAAACCGACGUGUACCAGCUCGUCUGCGCGCCGCUGCUGGUGCUGCAGCUGCUGGUGGCCUACGCCAUCGCCAUCUUCUUCAUGCUGGUCUUCUACCAGUUCUGCCACCCCUGCCGGAGGCUCUUCUCCUCCAGCAUGACGCAGGGCCUGUGGGACUGCUCCUGCCUGGUCUGCGUGGCGUGCGGCUCCUCCCCUUCGCCUCAGCGCCGGCCGGCGGCGGCCGGGGCCGCGCCAGAGCCGCCGGCCUGCGGGGGCCCGGCCGGCCAACCCGCCCAGGAAACGGCCAGCGACAGCAGCGGCGACGCGCCCAACGACACCUCCUACGACGUGCUCGACGACACCAUCUACGACAUUCCCAACGACGGCGGCGAGGACGCCCCCCCCGCCGGGGUCAACGGCGACGCCAACGCUUAG